Rhagoletis pomonella (apple maggot) is the source of this 832-nucleotide messenger RNA. RefSeq lists its product as uncharacterized. The record is from RefSeq and is a predicted model, not a curated record. The transcript has 2 exons. Bases 216 to 587 code for a protein of 123 amino acids. NCBI's taxonomy places the organism in Eukaryota, Metazoa, Arthropoda, Insecta, Diptera, Tephritidae.
UUCACAGUUAGGAAUCAUACCUAGUGCGUUUUUGCAGCCACUGUAUGAAUAUUGCCAAAUUAGUUUAUUGAUGCGGAUUCUCAUUUGUUUUGGAAUUUGGCAUGAUUGUGAGAAAAGUGAAAAAUACUUGCUUAAUUUUAAUCUGUUAAUAAAUUAGCUGAAAAUGCAUUGGGCUAAAAACUAAAGUAUUGAUUGCGUGCGGAAAUUAGGAGAAUAUGGAGACCAAUGAUGAGGUUGUGGAAAGACAAAAGCUAGUUUGUAACGACAUCGAUGGCGAGGAGGACCAUAACAACCUGUCGACCAUACCACAAUCAGAUCCAAUAUCCGUAGCUUCUCCACCUUCCCCGACAGUGCCAAAAAUUAAUAUAACCAUGUCCAGUGGUGACACAACUCGUAGUAGAAAUUCCGCUAGUUGUUCCAUAGAGCGCACAUCAGAAAAAGGACAACUAAUGUCGGCUAAAGUUACAUACGUAAAUGAGCGUCGUCCACGACCGCAUUUGCAUGGAAGUGCAAGCGUAGGAGGUUGUAGCAAUGAUGAGCGGCUCGACUUUAAAUCACGACCACGAAAGCUACUGAAAGGUAAUUAAAUUAGUUUUUAUUUACCUUUAAAGUAUCCUUGAUGUACAUUCACAGCCACUGUUAAAUGCCAUAUGCUGGUGUUUUGCAUAUCUUAUGAAGGAGCUUAAGCAUACUACUAUGUACUGUUUAAGUGUGCAAUUCUGUUCAUUUCAAUGCAUUGUUAAUUUUUGUUUCAAUCGAUUUAAUAUUCAUUUAGUUUCUUAUAUGUAUCCAUUCCAUUCUGCGUAUUGUUUGCUUUAGUUUAAAUUCAGUA